Drosophila innubila is the source of this 760-nucleotide messenger RNA. RefSeq names its product ficolin-1-like. The record is from RefSeq and is a predicted model, not a curated record. NCBI's taxonomy places the organism in Eukaryota, Metazoa, Arthropoda, Insecta, Diptera, Drosophilidae. Bases 1 to 756 code for a protein of 251 amino acids. The transcript is spliced from 3 exons.
AUGGAGGAACGUCAUAAUAAAUCAGAUAUACAAACUCUUAGAGGGGAUAUUCAACGUCUUGAAGCCGAGUUGGAACGUCAGAAGAAAGAAAUUGUUGACAAGAAGACGAAAAUUCAACUUCUGAGAGAAGAACUGGAACGUCAGGGAAAAUCAAUAGAUGAUCUUAAUGGGCGAUUGAAUAAUCAAUCUCUUCGAGACGAACAGGAUCGACAGGGAAAGCUGAUAGAUAGACUUGUAAAAACAUCAAAUUUACGCAAUUGUGCAGAGGCCAACUCCAGUGGAAUCUACGAUAUAGUCGUACCCAACUUUAGUUUCGGAGUACUGGGUGCUGAAUUCUUCUUGGGAUUAGACAAAAUACACGCACUGACGGCCGAAAGGAGUCAGGAGUUGCUAGUACUUUUGGAGGAUUUUGAAGGAGAAGAAAGGUUUGAGUUGUAUGACAGAUUUGCAAUCGGCGAUGAGGAUGAACAAUAUAUCUUACACACUUUGGGCAAAGCGACUGGAACUGCUGGAGACUCACUUUCAGAACAUCGGGGCAUGAAAUUUACAACCUAUGAUCGCGAUAAUGAUAAUUCGACAGGUGGAAACUGUGCCAUAUAUAGCACAGGCGCCUGGUGGUACAAUAAUUGUCACAAAAGCAACUUAGCGGGCAAAUAUAAAGACAACUCAUGGGCCGUGGGCAUUAAUUGGUCUACUUAUAAGGGUUUUCUGUACUCCCUCAAAAGAGCCGUAAUGAUGAUACGGCCGAGAAACUGAACAC